Centropristis striata (black sea bass) is the source of this 1897-nucleotide messenger RNA. RefSeq names its product transcriptional adaptor 2A (gene tada2a). Gene Ontology annotation, cellular component: SAGA-type complex; nucleus. The coding region runs from base 109 to 1446 and encodes 445 amino acids. Gene Ontology annotation, molecular function: transcription coactivator activity; protein binding; chromatin binding. Gene Ontology annotation, biological process: chromatin remodeling; regulation of transcription by RNA polymerase II. The transcript is spliced from 15 exons. The record is from RefSeq and is a predicted model, not a curated record. NCBI's taxonomy places the organism in Eukaryota, Metazoa, Chordata, Actinopteri, Perciformes, Serranidae.
CAGUAAUGCGACACAGAUGACGCAGCCACCUUUAAACUUUAAAGCAGAAGAAGAAUUGGAAGCAAGCAUUCAUUCUGGUAUUAGUUUGUUUUUUUAAAGAAUUGUCUUAUGGACCGCCUGGCAUCUUUUGGAAAUGAUCCAUUUGAUAAACCACCAUGCAGAGGUUGCUCAUCUUACCUAACAGAGCCAUAUAUCAAGUGUGCAGAAUGUGGACCCUCACCCUUCUUACUCUGUCUCCAGUGUUUCACCAGGGGAUUUGAAUACAAGAAGCAUGAGAGUGAUCACAAAUAUGAAAUCAUGACGUCAGACUUCCCUGUGCUGGAGCCUGGGUGGACGGCACAGGAGGAGAUGGCCCUGUUGGAAGCAGUUAUGGACUGUGGUUUUGGAAACUGGCAGGAUGUGGCAUAUCAGAUGCGCACUAAAACUAAAGAGGAAUGCGAGAGCCACUAUAUGAAGAAUUUCAUCAAUAACCCGCUGUUCUCAUCCACCUUGCUCAGCCUCCGGAAAACGAAAGACUCUCGCUUUGCAGAGGGCGCUAUUCCCUUCAAACCCACCGAUGAUCCCCCUCGUCCCACGUUUGACUCUGUGCUGUCUAGGGAUAUGGCUGGAUACAUGCCUGCCAGAGCAGACUUCAUGGAGGAGUUCGACAACUACGCAGAGUGGGAUUUAAAAGACAUUGAUUUUGUGGAUGAUGAUUCGGACAUCCUGCGUGCACUCAAGCUUUCCGUUGUUGAUAUAUAUCACUCAAGAUUAAAGGAGAGGCAGCGGAGGAAAAAGGUAAUCCGAGACCACGGACUGAUCAACCUGCGCAAAUUCCAGAUGCUGGAGCGAUGUUACCCAAAGGAGGUGCAGGAGCUGUAUGAUGUCAUGAGACGAUUCGCCAGAGUGGCUGGACCAAUUGAACAUGACAAAUUCAUUGAAAGUCAUGCACUGGAGUUUGAGCUGAGGAGAGAGAUCCGCAGGCUGCAGGAGUACAGAAAAGCAGGGAUCAAGUCUUUCUGCAGUGCCAAGGUGUACGAGCGGGUGAAGCGAAUGCGGGAGGAGGAGCGGAGGAAGCGGACCAUGUUGUGUGACGUGCUGCAGUACAUUCAGGAUGGCAGAGCCUGCCAGCAGUGGCUCAGCAAACAGGCUGCAAUAGACGCUGGCAUCACUCCAGCUGUCACAACAAUCACAGUGUCAGCAACAGGUAGGCGGAGCGCUCCUCCUCUCAACCUGACGGGGCUGCCGGGAACAGAGAAACUCAACGAGCGGGAGAAGGAGUUAUGCCAGGUGGUGCGGCUGGUGCCGGGGGCCUAUCUGGAAUACAAACAGGCCUUGCUGAAUGAGUGCAGACGGCAGGGUGGGCUGCGACUGGCGCAGGCCAGAGCGCUGAUCAAAAUCGAUGUCAACAAGACACGCAAAAUCUAUGAUUUCCUCAUCAAGGAGGGCUACAUCACUAAGGCCUAGGAGCGUUUGAUUUGAUCACCGGGGAGAUUGGAUUGUGGUCAAUGGUUAAUUUUUUUUCUAAUCUUGUAACAUCGUAAACCUGUGUUUUGUGAGCCGUUCAGAUUGUUGCGGCUCCUUUAAAGUUUUGUAACAUUUGUAAGGUCUGUUUGUGCUUUGGAGUCUAAGAUGUAUAACAUGGCAAAUCUCUUUGUAUAAUUCUCUGUCAGAAGAACAGCUGCUCAUAUUGAAAUGAGGAUGUAUUUAUUUCUCAUGUCAUAAAAUGUUUAUGGAAAAAAACCUCAGUGUGUAUGUUGAUAUUUUGACUUGAACGGAACCGGUCGUACUUGGACUGAAAUGUUUGGUGACUUUAUUUUACAGGUCACAUGAUUUACUUGAAAUUAAAUGAUGUGCUGCUAUAAAUGCCUAGCAGAUUUUGUGGAAAGGUCGCUAAUUCAAAUAAUUAAAUGGGGAA